This is a messenger RNA of Eucalyptus grandis, 1629 nucleotides long. Its product is annotated as anaphase-promoting complex subunit 4-like. The transcript has 5 exons. The coding region runs from base 178 to 765 and encodes 195 amino acids. Lineage: Eukaryota; Viridiplantae; Streptophyta; Magnoliopsida; Myrtales; Myrtaceae. Gene Ontology annotation, cellular component: anaphase-promoting complex; nuclear periphery. Gene Ontology annotation, biological process: positive regulation of mitotic metaphase/anaphase transition; anaphase-promoting complex-dependent catabolic process; protein K11-linked ubiquitination. The record is from RefSeq and is a predicted model, not a curated record.
GGAAUUUUUGACUCUUCUCGAUGGUGCUAGUACCACUCCUACAGUCCAUCAGUUUCUUGUUAAUUCUCUGGGUGAAGUGGUAUGGCUUAUUUUUUAAGCUCUUAUGCUGCUAUAGGACCUCGGCUUUUUCAAUUGGUUUUUAAAAUCUUAGUUUGCUAGUUUGUUUAGUGAUAGCAUAUGAAGAGUGUAUCAAUAGUUGUUUGUGGUGCUGGAAAAGAACUUUUGCUGGUUGUCCUCAAUCAUCUGCAGCCUACUGUAGAAAUUAUUGGCUUUAGAAUGGGUGAGCUCAGGGGUCUUUCAAGAUGGCGUUCUCAUUACCUAGGUAUUGGUUUGGAUGAGACUCUGGUGGAUAAUGCAGUAAUAAAGGCUGGAAUGCUGCAUGUAAAGGUUGAGCAAUUCAUAAGGGUGCUCUCAUAUGUCAUGAAGCCGGAUGACUUUGAAUUUGCUUCAGAUUAUAUUUCCUUCCAAAUACCUGACGAUUCUUUUGUAGAUGUAACGAAUUGUAUAGCGGUAGUGAGGGGACUGACGAAUGAAUGUGAAGCAAGGAAGACCUUUGGAAGGAUCUUGUUGUGCAUCCCUCCUGGUCACUGUUUUGUGGAUUUGGCUCUAUUUGAGGACGAUCAAAUUGCUAUGUUGCUAAAUAAGAUGAAUGAUAUUUGUGAAGGCUUGGGAGACGCCAGAAUGAUGAUCUUGCAAGCAGUGACCUUCCAUUUGUGCAUAUUGCAGGAACCAAUUGUACAAAUAACUGAGAGUUGUACCAAUUGAAGAAUUUUAGGAAGUGCUUCUGGUUGGAUGGGGAACCAGGCCUGUCCAGUUAAAUUUCCCAGCAUAAAUAGUAUUGGUCAAGAACUGGUGGUAUUUACCUUGUUUAACCGAUAACCAGGUGUCCCUGUCAACUGGUACCCAGCAAACCUAUCAAAAAGUAUGGACCAGUUCUGGACCUUAAAAAAAAUUGAAGGAGUAGUGUUGGAGUUGGCUUUGGGUUUGGAACUCCAACUUCUUGUAAUUAACAAGUGUGCCAACCAUUUGCUCCGGUGUCUUCUUUCUUCAAUUUGUGGUGGAUAAUUUAAUUAUUGACCGUAUUGGCCUAAUCUAUUAGAUAACUGAACAGGAUGCUAUUAAGAUGACAUCGAGCGUGUGUAAUAUACUAAAAUGCUAUGGUGUCUGCCAACUCAAUGGGCUUCUUUGUUCGCUUGUAACUCACUGGGCUUCUUUUGUUCUAAACAUGUGUAAUCUAAUAUUUGCAAAGUGUUCUAUCAAAUGACAUCACAUGCAAUAGUUUUACCAGUUCAACCAAUUGAACCAUUGGUUUGGUUUUAAAAACGUUUGUUCUUUUAUUGUUCCUAUCUAUUAUUUAUUUGCUCUCCUCAUCGGCACGAGUAGCAGCAGCUUUGUUUUUCCUCCUGUGUGCACAAUGCAUAUACAUGCCAUUACAUGCUUAUGAUUUCAAAGGAUGUUUUGCUUUCUGCCUUACCGUUACAGCAAAAGUUCCAACAUAUCUUGAUAGCUGGAGUCUUGUACUUGUAUAUAGGUUAAGAAAUGUUCAUUUGAUGGCCCUAAUGGGUUAAAUUUUGUGUGGACAUUUGCUUGGUUAUAGUAUUCUCACUUUUGAAACACUAACCCAGUGAA